Molecule: messenger RNA, 969 nt
Organism: Penicillium brevicompactum
Lineage: Eukaryota; Fungi; Ascomycota; Eurotiomycetes; Eurotiales; Aspergillaceae
Product: urease accessory protein UreF
Exons: 1
Coding region: 1-969 (322 amino acids)
Molecular function (GO): nickel cation binding
Source: RefSeq, a predicted model, not a curated record
AUGUUCCUCAACCCUCAAGACCUCGAGGCCGAGGUCGCACAGCUCGAAUCGCGUCUCGAAGAUGCACGCGCCCAAUUAGCAGCCUCCGAAUGCCCCAGCCCACCACCAUCUUACCCCAAUAGCUGGUCAAUUAAAGGUGAGAAAUACUGCCCAAGAUACAGGGUGACCUCUGCUAACGCUCCUCGCCCAACAGAAACAUAUAACAAGCCGAAUAAGAGCAACCUCAACACAACCCGCUCCUCAUUGCAUGCCCUCCUCCUACUCUCCGACUCCGCUCUCCCACUAGGCUCGUUCGCCUACUCCAGCGGACUUGAAUCCUACCUCGCACACAAUAAGCCAUCCCGCAACUCCCCCUCCUCAACCUUCCACCGCUUCCUCAAACUCUCCAUCGCCUCUUUGGCCAGCACAUCUCUCCCCUACGUACUAGCAGGAUACCGGGAGCCCGAGACCCUCGAAACACUAGACAACGACCUGGACGCCUCAACACCCUGCAUUGUCGGCCAGCGCGCCAGUAUCGCGCAGGGCCGCGCAUUGAUUGGCGUGUGGGAACGGGCAUUCCGCAGCUCCUUCGCGAGCGAGAACCCCAACGACCCCGCGGUCGUCGCCAUUGAUGAAUUAUCCGAUGCGUUGAAGUCGUCCAUGGACGAUGACGAGCUCGGUCCCAAGGGCCACUUUGCCCCGCUUUGGGGCACGGUUUGCCGCGCUAUGGGGUUGGAUCUGCAGCAGACAGCGUACGUCUUCGUGGUCAACCAUGCCAAGGCAGUCUUGAGUGCCGCGGUGCGCGCGAGUGUGAUGGGGCCGUACCAGGCGCAAAAUGUCCUUGCAAGUCAGAGCUUGCAGGAUACUAUUAUGAAGCGGAUUGGGAGGGAGUGGAAUACGCCUGUUGAGCAGGCGGGUCAGGUGGUGCCGGCGCUGGAUUUGUGGAUUGGGAGGCACGAACUGUUGUAUAGUAGAAUCUUCAACUCUUGA